This is a messenger RNA of Fonsecaea multimorphosa CBS 102226, 1380 nucleotides long. RefSeq lists its product as uncharacterized. NCBI's taxonomy places the organism in Eukaryota, Fungi, Ascomycota, Eurotiomycetes, Chaetothyriales, Herpotrichiellaceae. Bases 1 to 1380 code for a protein of 459 amino acids. Gene Ontology annotation, cellular component: mitochondrion. The record is from RefSeq and is a predicted model, not a curated record. Gene Ontology annotation, biological process: glycerophospholipid biosynthetic process. The transcript has 2 exons.
AUGUCGACCGAGGAGCCUUCUUCAGAUGUGGACCACAACAAGUUAUAUCCCACCUCCGCCAAGGCAUCGCAGCGAACCAUGCGCAGAUUGUCUAGUAAAAGUGCUCAACGGGCGGAUCUCUUCGGAGGGCCUACUGUUGUCGCUCCGCCACAACAUAUGGAUAGCCACAGCCAUGCCAACGAGACUGCCCGGGCCAUGGAAAUGGCGAAGCAUCACUUGGCCGAACAAUCCCCAACAAUCACACCACCUGAGUCGGGACCCACUACUCCUGAUGACAGCGGUCUGAGCACGACUGACAAGUAUGCCUUCGCUUUCGAUAUAGACGGAGUCCUCAUCAAGGGUGGUAAGGUAAUCCCCGAGGCCGUGGAAGCCAUGAAAGUCCUCAAUGGCCAAAAUGAGUAUGGUAUUAAAGUGCCCUACAUCUUCGUCACAAACGGUGGCGGAAAGACCGAGGAGGAACGAUGCAUCCAACUCAGCAACCAACUUCAAAUGGAGGUGUCCCCCGGCCAGUUCAUCUGUGGGCACACGCCCAUGAGGGAAAUGGCCGAGAAGUACCACACAGUCCUUGUCGUUGGUGGUGAAGGUGAAAAGUGCCGCGACGUGGCCAAGGGCUACGGCUUCAAAGAUGUCAUCACCCCUGGCGACAUUAUCAAAGACAAUGCCGACACCACGCCCUUCAGAAAGUUGACGGAUGAAGAGCACCGAAACUCCAACAUCCGAAACUACGGCGAAAUCGAGAUUGAGGCAGUCUUCGUGUUUGCCGAUAGCAGAGACUGGGCUGGGGACUCACAAAUCAUCCUCGACCUUUGCAUGAGCAAGAAUGGUCGGCUGGGCACCCGGUCGGAAACCUUCGAUGAAGGUCCGCCGGUGUUUUUCUCCCACAACGACGUGGUCUGGGCAACCUCUCACGCCUAUUCUCGCAUCGGCAUGGGAGCGUUACGCGCGUCUCUCGAAGCCAUGUUCAAAGCCAUCACGGGAAAGGAGUUGAAGACCAUCGCAUUCGGCAAGCCGCAGGUGGGCACGUUCCAAUUCGCAACCAGGCUUCUUCGACAAUGGCGAAAGGAUACUCAUAACAUUGAUUCGCCGCCUGACACCGUCUACUUCGUCGGCGACACUCCAGAGAGUGAUAUUCGAGGCACCAACGAAUUUGACGAAUCAGGCGAUUCCGAGGCGACGUGGUACUCCAUUUUGGUCCGCACCGGUGUCUUCAGAGAAGGCACUCGACCCAGGUAUAUGCCCAAGAUGACAGUGGACAACGUCCUGGAAGCAGUCAAGCACGGGAUGAGCAGGGAAUUCGACAAGGCACUCAAAGAUCUGACGAUAGGCGGUGCGGCGCCUCAGCUGGCCAACGCCAUCGUUGAGGACGAUGAUGAACGGUAG